Colletotrichum truncatum is the source of this 1164-nucleotide messenger RNA. RefSeq lists its product as uncharacterized. The record is from RefSeq and is a predicted model, not a curated record. Lineage: Eukaryota; Fungi; Ascomycota; Sordariomycetes; Glomerellales; Glomerellaceae. Gene Ontology annotation, molecular function: protein binding. Gene Ontology annotation, cellular component: cytoplasm; nucleus.
AUGGAUCGUCUCCCGAACGAGCUGCUCACUCACACCCUUUCUUACCUUGAGGUUGUAAACCUCGCCUCCGUGGCACUCGUCAAUCGUCGGUCCUACGAAGUUGUCUCCGGUCUCAUCUUCUCCCAAGCUGUGGCUCAAGACCACUGGCUCCGGACAACCCCAACGGGCUGGCAUUCGCCUUGCCCUACCGUCAAAGAAAUCCCCCUCGCAUAUACUCUACGAAUCGCCCGUCUAGGAAAUGUCACCUGCCUACGCCGCCUUGUGGCUGCUGGCGCACAUCUGGGUCAUUUUUUUGCACCCGUCUGCGGACAUACCGUCUUCCAGCGCCGCGACGAUGCUUAUCUACCACCAAUCACAACUCCUCUGCAUGUCGCUGCUACCACCGGCCAUGUCGAAGCCGUCCGCUACCUUAUAUCACUCUCCGAACACCCCGGAAGAUCUAAUGCUCGCGUUCAAGUCGAUGCAAUGGCCUUUUUCUCAUGCCUCUGUCCCUCGUCUCAUCUACGCAUCAUCAAUCACAAGGAGUGCCAUAACUUGUCAUGGGCCAAAGACAUACCUUCGGCGACACCACUCCACUCAGCCCUCGCCCAUGGCGCCAGCGAUGAUAUGAUCCUUCUUCUCCUGACCCGUGGCAAAGCCGUCUGGGAUCUCCCUUUGGCGGUUUCUCGAGGUGUUACUGCCUUCCACAUCAUGGCCGCCAACGGUCGCACAACCCUCCUCAACGCCAUGGCCAAUCUCGGCCUGCGCGGUCGUGACUGGCCAGACCGCCGAGGAUACCGCUCGCUCCACUACGCUGCCUGCGCGUCUUUCACCGGACACGACAAGAAGAGGGCAACCGAGGCCCUCGUCGCUUCUCUUAUUCGCAUCGGUGCCACUCCAGACCCAUCGGACCCUUGGCCUGCCUCUCACAUUCGACGCCCCUACGGCCUCGUGUUUAAUUACAUUCAAAACUUUGAGCGGACGGUAAACGAAACAGGUGCAAUCAAACCGUCUCCCACCGCUGCCAGGAUCUGGCUACCAACUGAUUGGCAAAUGCCUGGUGGAGCAGUAGUGGAUAUCAAGAUUGAAGUCUUUCUUGAUCUCCCGCCAGCUCCGAGGCUUUUUAUUCACGCCUUCUUGAUGGACAAUGAUACACUGGCCAAAUUAUUUCUCACUGUUGACUGA